Molecule: messenger RNA, 5897 nt
Organism: Podarcis raffonei (Aeolian wall lizard)
Lineage: Eukaryota; Metazoa; Chordata; Lepidosauria; Squamata; Lacertidae
Gene: SIK3
Product: SIK family kinase 3
Exons: 25
Coding region: 176-3874 (1232 amino acids)
Biological process (GO): intracellular signal transduction; protein phosphorylation; microtubule cytoskeleton organization
Cellular component (GO): cytoplasm
Molecular function (GO): protein serine/threonine kinase activity; ATP binding; tau-protein kinase activity
Source: RefSeq, a predicted model, not a curated record
GGGGCCCGCGCGCAUCGGCUACUACGAAAUCGAGCGCACCAUCGGCAAGGGCAACUUCGCCGUCGUCAAGCUGGCCACGCACCUCGUCACUCGCGUCAAGGUUGCCAUAAAGAUAAUUGAUAAGACUCAGCUGGACGAAGAGAACCUCAAAAAGAUCUUCAGAGAAGUUCAGAUCAUGAAGAUGCUUUGCCACCCACACAUCAUCAGAUUGUAUCAGGUUAUGGAGACAGAGAGAAUGAUUUAUCUGGUGACAGAAUAUGCGAGCGGAGGGGAAAUAUUUGAUCACCUCGUGGCCCAUGGACGAAUGGCUGAAAAAGAAGCCCGGAAGAAGUUUAAGCAGAUAGUGGCAGCUGUCCAUUUCUGCCACUGUCGUAACAUCGUCCACAGAGAUCUGAAAGCAGAGAAUUUGCUUCUGGAUGCAAAUCUGAACAUCAAAAUAGCAGAUUUUGGAUUCAGUAAUAUCUUCACGCCCGGUCAGCUGCUGAAGACCUGGUGUGGAAGUCCCCCCUAUGCUGCCCCAGAACUCUUUGAAGGGAAGGAGUAUGAUGGGCCAAAGGUGGACAUUUGGAGCCUUGGGGUGGUGCUCUACGUGCUGGUCUGCGGGGCCCUGCCUUUUGAUGGGAGUACGCUGCAGAACCUGCGGGCGAGGGUCCUGAGCGGGAAGUUUCGCAUUCCAUUUUUCAUGUCCACAGAGUGUGAGCACUUAAUCCGCCACAUGCUGGUGCUGGAACCGAGCAGGCGGCUCUCCAUGGAGCAGAUCUGCAAACACAAGUGGAUGAAGCUCGGGGAGGUGGAUACGGAGUUCGACACGUUAAUAGCCGAAUGUCAGCACUUGAAGGUUGAGAGGCAGAUGGAACCAUUGAAUGAAGAUGUGCUCCUUGCCAUGGCUGAGAUGGGGCUGGACAAGGAGCGCACCCUCCAGUCAUUAAGGACAGAUGCUUACGAUCACUACAGUGCAAUCUACAGUCUGCUCUGUGACCGUCUAAAGAGGCAUAAGAACUUGCGCAUUGCCACCCUGCCCAGCCUCCCACGGACCAUGGCCUUCCCAGCACAAGCCAGCAUCCAGGCAGAGCAGGCGGGCAACCCAGUGAGCAUCAGUGUCCCACAAGUGCAGCUCAUCAACCCCGAGAACCAAAUAGUGGAGACUGAUGGAGCAAUGACUCUGGAUAGCGACGAAGGCGAAGAGCCGUCCCCUGAAGCUCUGGUCCGCUACCUCUCCAUGAGGAGGCACACAGUGGGAGUGGCUGAUCCUCGCACGGAGGUGAUGGAGGAUCUCCAGAAGCUGCUACCUUGUUUCCCACGCAUCGCACCCCAGGCCCCCUUCCUGCAGGUGGCUCCCAACAUGAACAUGGCGGCCAACAUGCUUCCGAUGCAGCACCUGCAACCAACUGGUCAGUUAGAGUACAAGGAGCAGUCCUUGCUGCAGCCCCCAACUUUGCAGUUGCUGAACGGAAUGGGACCCCUUGGACGGAGGGCGUCAGAUGGAGGAGCCAAUAUCCAGUUGCACGCACAACAGCUCUUGAAGCGUCCCCGGGGCCCUUCUCCUCUUGUUACAAUGACACCAGCAGUGCCCGCCGUGACCCCUGUGGAUGAGGAGAGCUCAGAUGGAGAGCCAGAUCAAGAAGCUGUGCAGAGAUACUUGGCCAAUAGGUCAAAAAGGCACACACUGGCAAUGACCAACCCCACUGCGGAAAUCCCGCCUGACUUGCAGAGGCAGCUAGGACAGCAGCCCUUCCGCUCCCGGGCAUCACACCUGGCACCCGACCAGCACCGCUAUGUCUAUAAAGACUCCAACACCCUGCACCUCCCCACGGAGCGCUUCUCUCCGGUCCGCCGUUUCUCAGACGGGGCUGCCAGCAUCCAGGCGUUCAAGGCCCAGCUGGAGAAGAUGGGCAACCACAGCAGCAUCAAGCAGCUGCAGCAGGAGUGUGAGCAGCUCCAGAAGAUGUAUGGGGGCCACAUGGACGAGAGGACCCUGGAGAAGACGCAGCAGCAGCACAUCUUGUACCAGCAGGAACAGCAUCAGCAGAUCCUUCAUCAGCAGAUCCAGGAUUGUGUCCGCCCUCCUCAGCCUUCUCCGCCACUGCAAGCUCCUGGAGAAAGCCAGCCUGCUUUGCUCACUCACCAGCUUCAGAGGUUACGGAUCCAGCCCUCCAGCCCACCUCCAAACCAUCCCAGCAACCAUCUCUUCAGGCAAACGGACAGCAGCCCCCCUCCAGUCAGCAGCAGCAUGCUCCAGAGCCACAGUGCAGCCUCGCCGUCGCAGUUCCAAGGGAUGCCCUCUCACAGCGCCAUCUUCCAGCAGUCGGGCAGUUGCUCACCUCCGCCCAAUGUGGCCCUCUCCUGCAUGGGCAUGCCGCAGCAAGUGCAGGGGCAACCGGUAGCCAUCCAAGUGCAGGAGCCGGGAGAUGGGAUGGGCGGCAGCCUCUUGCAGGCUGGGCGGGGCAUGCCCACCCCCGCCAGUGCCAAUCAGCUGCAGAUGCACCAUCGUGCCAGUCUGAUGGCCUCCCUGACUUACGGGCACAGGCCCCUCUCCAAGCAGCUCAGCGCGGACAACGCAGAAUCGCACAGGUAUCCGUCAACUGGCUACGACCAGGUGCACUUGCACCCCCACCUGUUUCCGGAGCAGGCCCGUGUCCCUCCAAGCAGCUACAGCCCAGCUACAGCAGUGGGCUUCCCUCCGCAGGUGGAGCAGUUCCCCAGCUUCUCCCAGAGCGCUCAGCAGCAGCACUACGCCACGUCAGCCCUGCAGCAGGCGCUGCUGUCCCCCACCCCGCCAGACUACAGCCGGCACCAGCAAGUCCCACACAUCCUGCAGGGCCUGCUCUCACCCCGGCACUCGCUCACGGGCCACACGGACAUGCGGUUGCCCCAGGCCGAGGUGGCGCAGCUCAUCAAGCGGCGGCAGCAACAGCAGCAGGAAUUCCAGGAGCUGAUCCGGCACAUGAGCCAAGGGGAGAGCGGACAUGUGGCUACCAGCGUGGCCCAGAAACUGUCAGAGCGCCAGGCUCUGUCUUUGCCUUAUCAGAACACUGACACGUACCACCACCCUCACCAUCACCACCACCACCACCACCACCACACCAGUCCCCAGCACCUCUUGAAAGUGAGGGCGCAUGAAUGUAUCCAGCAGGCGCCAGCCUCGGUGCCGGCCCACGGGUACGCUCACCAGCCCACCUUGGUCCACUCGGAGAGCAUGGAGGAGGAAGUGGACUGCGUGUGUGAAGGGGAACGGGACAGCUUCCCAGGCAAUAAGACCAAAGCUUGCCACGAGGCUCCACUGCUCUUAAGUGCCGGUGGUCCUGGGGACCCAGACGCUUUGUUUGGGACUGCCAAGCAGGAGCAGGAAUUGGGGGCGCACCAUUACAGGCACCAGCCAGCCGCCACCUUCAGUCGGAAUAAGGUGCCCGGUAGAGACUCCAUGGCCACAGGUUGCAUGGAAAGAAGCUCUCCUGGCCACGUGGAGAUGCCAGAUGCAGAUGGGCCAGAGGGUUAUCCCACAAGGCCGAUUCCUGGUGUGCAUCACAGAUCCCGGCCUUUGCAGAGACACCACACCAUUCAAAACAGUGACGAUGCCUAUGUGCAACUGGACACUCUGCCGGGCAUGAGCCUAAUGGCAGGGAAGGCACUCAGCUCUGCCCGCAUGUCCGACGCUGUGCUCAGCCAGUCUUCCCUCAUGGGCAGCCAGCCGCUCCAUGAUGGGGAGAGUGAAGAAGACUGUGGAGAGAACUUGGAAGGUCAAGAGCACCUGAACCUAGCAGAUGGCAACCAGCAUCUAAACACCUCUUGUUACUCUUCCACGUGUAUUACUGACGUCCUGCUGAGUUACAAGCACCCAGAGGUGCCCUUUGGGAUGGAGCAGGCUGGGGUCUAGAGAUCAGGCAGGCUACAGGGUAUGUACAGCUUUGAAACAAAAAGGUCCAUUUCAAACCAACAGUAUCUCGCAGCGUUGCGCCAAAUGGCCGUCCCGUUUCUCCUUGACGGAAAUCUUGUGGCGGCUCCUCCUCCUCCUCCUCCUCCUCAACCUCCUCGUUGGUUCAACAGUGUGCUUGUUCCUUUCGGAUGUUCAUUAUUGCCAUAUUUGCCUGUGACGCCAGCCAUUCUGGAAGGACCAGAGCACCCCCCCUCGCACAGAAGCUGCAGGGGGCAGUUUGCGGGCAGCUGCCGGCUUGGAGGGCCCCCCCUUCCCAGUCAGUGGCAGGUGCCGGGGGAGGGGGCAGCCAGCCUUGCCUGGAAAACCUGAUGGCAGAAGGGGAGAGGAGCUCUGCCCACCCGCAAGCAAUAAGCAGCUGUUUUGGACGGUGCCUCUUCAUGACCUGCCUUUGCAGUGGCCCCUCCAGGCCAGGGGGCUGGUGGGGGUGGCGGGGGCUGUGCUUGCGGAGGGGCCGAGAGCCAAGCCUCCACGUCUGCCUUCCAUGCAUCGCUUGCCUCCCACCCCUUGGCCAUUUGCCCCCCCUUCCCCCCACCGCAGUGGUGCAAUAUUGCUUUUGUGUGUCUCUCCUCUGUCAGCCUUUCUGUUUUAAAUUUUGUCACUCUGUCCUUUCUUCCGUUUCUCUUUUUUUGUACAUCUCCCCCCCCAUUUAAUUCCAUGUGCUACUACUUCUUCUUUUUUUCCCUUUUCCCCUUUGUUUCGAGAAAACCUGGUUCUUGUUUUUAACUUGCUUUCCCUUCAGAUCAUGUAGGAAUUUGUUUUGGUAAAUGUUUUAUUAUUGUUGUUGUUAUUAUUAUUAAUAAUAAAUUAAUUGUUAAUAAAAGGCAGGAUGCAUUUUGCCCCUCCCCUUCUACCCCGCCCCAUGUUGCUGCUUGCCCCUCCCCCAUCUUCCUCCCAGUAUUGGCUUUUCUCCAGUGUGGCAGCGGUGGUGCCCCUGGCAUUGCCGCGGAGACCGUCUCUCCCUCUCAGCCCUUGGGGAACUUGUUUUCUGUGACUGGUCCAGGGUCUGGGGCACCUCCAGCGGCUGGGCCUCCGGGGAGUCUCUCGUGUCAUCUUUUCUGCCUUUGGGACUUUUGACAAAGCUGCAACAGAGAAUCCCUAUUACUGACUCUUUUUGGAAGAAUUUUUUAAAAAGGAUUAAAUAUAUAUAUAAAUAUAUAUAUCAAUGCAGCCCUCCUGAAUUUGCACAGAAGAAGUGUGAGACCAGCAUGGCUGAGGUUCUUUUGCUAUUGUCAUCAUCACCAUCGUCAUCCUCCUGUUCCUCGUUCUCACCUUUCCAGCAGCAUCUGGAUACCAAGAUGUGCAAGCGAUGGUGGGGGGAAGCCUCUUCCUGCUGCUCCUCCUCCUCCUCGAGGCUGGAUUGUGGCCGAGGUUCCACUGAGGCGGGGGACUCGCUUACCAGGGAAGAAGAAUGGGCCAUGGAGGGGCAGGAGGAAUUUGAGGGCUGCUCACUGCUCCCUCCUGCCACUGGGAGGGAGGGGCCAAAAGGCACCGAAAGCCUCCUCUGGCCUGGCUUUGGACUCUUGCUUUGGUUUUUCCUUCUGUUUACAUGAUCCUGAGAGAUGACAGCAGCAUCAGCCGCCCUCCAAGCAAACCGCCGUGCAGGGACUGGCCUGGCUAUGCUGUUUUGCAGUAUCACACUUUUUGUUUUUUGUUUUUGUGGGGGGGAUUCUUUUGUUUUUAAUCAUUGCUUUGUAUUGUAGUAAUCAAUACUCGCAGUAUAUGUUGAAUGUAUCAUAUACUUUGCUAUUAUUUCUGUUUUGGGGGAAAUGUCCAAAGUAUUUUUUCUCAUUUAUGUUGGACUAAAAACAAGAACCCACACAAACAAACUCCCCAGAUUUUCAGCAAAAUCUUAGUUCAGUUUUUUUCCGUUUGUUUGUUCGUUUUCGGUGGGUCAUUUUGCAACUAGUAACUUAGUUGGACGUGGGAUCAUGACAAAUAAACCCAUGAUUAUGAUUGGCUCUCA